AGCAUGGUGCGGCGGCCGCGCGCGCUGACAUGGGGGAAAAGCUGGAGCUGAGACUCAAGUCGCCCGUGGGGGCCGAGCCCGCCGUCUACCCCUGGCCGCUGCCGGUCUACGUUAACCUUUUUAUUAUGGGCUUUGAAAGUAUGCAGCGGCUAUGUGACAAGUACAACCGGGCUAUUGACAGCAUCCACCAGCUGUGGAAGGGCACUACUCAGCCCAUGAAGCUAAAUACACGGCCAUCCAAUGGGCUCCUCCGGCACAUACUGCAGCAGGUCUACAACCACUCAGUGACUGACCCUGAAAAACUUAACAAUUAUGAACCCUUUUCCCCGGAAGUAUAUGGGGAGACCUCCUUUGACCUGGUGGCCCAGAUGAUUGAUGAAAUCAAGAUGACCGAGGAUGAUCUGUUUGUGGACCUGGGUAGCGCUCCAGGCUGCUCAGCCUCUGGGGAAGGAAUAUUCUCUGUUCCUGUUGGGUCUAGGAAGGACAAACAUCAUGAUGCUGCUCAUGAAAUCAUUGAGACCAUACGACAGUUCCUGGUGCAGCCUCUCUUGGAGGCCUUGUCAGAGAGGGGCAAUAUCAGCAGAAGUGAUGAGGCACAUAUACAGUACCGUCUGGUUUCUUCACUGGAACGAGGCGAUUUCCUCUCAGAAGAGUGGAGAGAGCGAAUUGCCAACACAAGUGUUAUAUUUGUGAAUAACUUUGCCUUUGGUCCUGAGGUGGAUCACCAGCUGAAGGAGCGAUUUGCAAACAUGAAGGAAGGUGGCAGAAUUGUGUCCUCAAAACCCUUUGCACCUCUGAACUUCAGAAUAAACAGCAGAAACUUGAGUGACAUUGGUACCAUCAUGCGUGUGGUAGAGCUGUCGCCCCUGAAGGGCUCCGUGUCAUGGACGGGGAAGCCAGUCUCCUACUAUUUACAUACCAUUGACCGCACCAUACUUGAAAACUAUUUUUCUAGUCUGAAAAACCCAAAACUCAGGGAGGAACAAGAGGCAGCUCGGCGCCGACAGCAGCGAGAGAACAAGAGUAAUGCCACCACCCCUACCAAAGUCCCAGAGAGCAAAGCGGCUGGACCCGCUGAAGCCACCGUGGAUUCUGGUGCUGAGGAAGAAAAGGCUGGGGUGGCCACUGUCAAAAAGCCAUCUCCCUCCAAAGCUCGGAAGAAGAAGUUGAACAAGAAAGGGAGGAAAAUGGCUGGUCGAAAGCGUGGACGUCCCAAGAAAAUGAGCACUGCAAACCCUGAACGUAAGCCCAAGAAGAACCAAACUGCACUGGAUCUCCUGAACACCCAGACCACAUCCCAGACCACAUCCCCCUCUCCCCAAGAUGCUUACAGGUCACCCAACAGCCCAUGCUACCAGCUACCUCCAAGUGCACAGUGGCAUUCUCCCACCCCACUGCUGGUGGCACCUACCCCGCCUGCACUGCAGAAGCUGCUAGAGUCCUUCAAGAUCCAGUACCUGCAGUUCCUGGCCUACACGAAGACGCCCCAGUACAAGGCCAACCUGCAACAGCUGCUGGACCAGGAGAAGGAGAAGAACACACAGUUGCUGGGCACAGCACAGCAGCUUUUGGGCCACUGCCAGGCCCAGAAAGAAGAGAUCCGGAGACUCUUCCAGCAGAAACUGGAUGAGCUGGGAGUGAAGGCGCUGACCUACAAUGAUCUAAUCCAGGCUCAGAAGGAGAUCUCUGCUCACAACCAGCAGCUGCGGGAGCAGUCAGAGCAGCUAGAGAGAGACAACCUUGAACUCCGGAGCCAGAGUCUGCAGCUGCUCAGGGCCCGGUGUGAGGAGUUAAAGUUGGACUGGGCCACACUGUCCCUGGAGAACCUUCGGAAAGAGAAACAGGCCCUGCGGAGCCAGAUCUCUGAGAAGCAGCGGCAUUGCCUAGAGCUGCAGAUCAGCAUUGUGGAGUUGGAGAAGAGCCAGCGGCAGCAGGAGCUCCUGCAGCUGAAGUCCUAUGUGCCGCCUGAUGACACCCUGUCCAUGCAUCUGCGUGGGAAGGGCACCCUGGGCCGUGAGCUAGAAGCUGAUGCUGGCAGGCUGCACCUUGAGCUGGACUGUGCCAAGUUUUCCCUGCCUAAUUUCAGUAGCAUGAGCCCGGAGCUCUCUAUGAAUGGUCACACUGCCAGUUAUGAGCUCUGCAGUGCUCUGAGCCGACCCUCAUCCAAGCAGAACACCCCCCAGUAUCUGGCUUCUCCCUUGGACCAGGAGGUCGUGCCCUGUACCCCCAAUCACAGUGGUCGGCCACGGCUAGAGAAGCUAUCUGGUCUGGCCUUGCCUGACUAUACUCGGCUGUCCCCUGCCAAGAUCGUUCUAAGGAGGCACCUGGGUCAGGAUCAUGUUGCAGCUGGCAAGGCAGCUACCAGUGAGCCACACCCACGAGCUGAGCACACCAAGGAAAACAACCUACCCUACCAGAGCCCAGGCUUGUCAAACAGCAUGAAGCUGAGCCCCCAGGACCCACGACCUCCCUCCCCUGGGUCAUUGCCCACAGCAGGAGAAAAGAGCAACGAGAAGGGUGUGAAGGAACGCUCCUAUGGCAGCCAGGGGGAGACCAUCACUAGCCUGCCCAUCAGCAUCCCACUCAGCACGGUGCAGCCCAACAAGCUCCCCGUCAGCAUCCCCCUGGCCAGUGUGGUGCUGCCCAGUCGCGCCGAAAGGGUGAGGAGCACCCCAAGUCCUGUGCCGCAGCCUCGAGACUCCUCGUCCACACUUGAGAAGCAGAUUGGUGCUAAUGCCCAUGUUGCUGGGGGCAGUGCUGCAGGGAGCAGGAGCCUCACUCUGGCACCCACAGGCUUCUACACUGGCUCGGUGGCCAUCAGUGGGGCCCUGGCUAGCAGCCCAGCACAACUGGCCUCUGGAGCUGAGUCAGCUGCCUUUGACGAGUCCUCCAGUUCGGGGAGCCUCUUCACCAUGGUGGGGUCCCGCAGUACAACACCACAGCACCCUCCUCUGCUGACACAGCCUCGGAACUCUGGCCCCACCUCUCCUAUCCCCCAGCUCUCUGCCAGCCCCAGGUUCAGUGGGGUUACUCAGGGCCUGCUGCCUGAUGCUGGCAAAGGAGACCUGCCUUCUGAUUCUGGCUUCUCGGACCCGGAGAAUGAGGCAAAGAGGAGAAUUGUGUUCACUAUCUCAGCUGGCACAGGCAACACCAAGCAGUCACCUUCAACCAAGCACAGCCCCCUGGCGGCGAAUACCCGUGGGGACUGUGGGCAGAGCCAUGGGCAGGACAGCCGAAAACGUGGCAGAAGGAAGCGUGCAUCAGCUGGAACCCCCAGCCUGAGUGCAGGCGUGUCCCCCAAGCGCAGGGCCCUGCCUACUGUUGCUGGCCUCUUCACACAGUCCUCAGGGUCCCCCCUCAACCUCAACUCUAUGGUCAGCAACAUCAACCAGCCCUUGGAGAUUACAGCCAUCUCGUCCCCUGAGAACUCUCUGAAGAGCUCCCCUGUCCCUUACCACGACCAUGACCAGCCCCCUGUGCUCAAAAAGGAACGACCUCUGAGCCAGUCCAAUGGGGCCCACUAUUCCCCACUGACCUCAGAUGAGGAGCCAGGCUCUGAGGAUGAGCCCAGCAGCACCCGAAUUGAGAGAAAAAUUGCAACAAUCUCCUUAGAAAGCAAGUCUCCCCCGAAGACCUUGGAUAAUGGUGGCAGCUUGGUGGGGAGGAAACUGGCACCUGCAAGUGAGCCCAUCAACAGUAGCAAGUGGAAAUCCACCUUUUCACCCAUCUCCGACAUCGGCCUGGCCAAGUCCACAGACAGCCCACUGCAAGCUAGCUCUGCCCUGAGCCAGAACUCAUUGUUUUCGUUCCGGCCAGCCCUGGAAGAAGCCUCGGCGGCUGAGGCCAAGCUCACUGCACAUCCAAGGAAAAGCUUUUCCAGCACCCUUUUGGGUGCUGACGGACUCAGUCCAGGUGCCAACCCCCCCAAUGGCCUGGCCUUCAGUGGGGGCCUGGCUGCAGACCUCAGUUUACACGGCUUCAAUGACGGUGCUUCCCUUUCCCACAAGGUCCCUGAGGCAGCCAGCCUGAGCACCCCACUUAGCUUUCCUUCACAGCGGGGCAAGGAGGGCACCUCGGAAGCCAAUCCCUUCCUCAGCAAGCGGCAGCUGGAAGGCCUGGGUGGCCUGAAGGGUGAGAGCAGUGCUGGCAAGGAGGUGGGAGAGCUGGGCCUGCCCCUGUGCGGGCCCACGGACAAAACAGCUCUGCCACACAGCAGCAGGGCUAACAAGGGCCGGGACCGUGACAUUGACUUCAAGAGUGGCCACAACCUUUUCAUCUCUGCUGCGGCGGUGCCUCCCAGUGGCCUUCUUGGUGGCUCUGGCCUCCCCACAGUGGCAUCCUCUGCAGGCAGCACAGCCCCCACCACUCAGACACACCGCCCUUUCCUGAGCACCUUCACGCCCGGGCCGCAGUUCACCCUGGGCCCUAUGUCCCUGCAGGCCAAUCUCAGCUCAGUGGCCGGCUCAUCUGUGCUGCAGUCCUUGUUCAGUUCUGUGCCGGCCGCUGCAGGCCUGGUACAUGUGUCAUCUGCUGCAACCAGACUGACCAACUCCCACGCCAUGGGCAGCUUCUCCUCCGGGGUGGCUGGUGGAACUGUCGGAGGUAUCUUUAGCCACACGGUGCCCUCCGCCUCUGCUCAUCCAUUUGGAGUCAGUGUCAGCAGUGGGGCUGUGUGUAGCAGCGCCAAGCUGGGCCUGAGCCCGCUGCAGGCAGUGGCCAGCACCUCGGCCUCUUCCUUUCAGGCCGCGGCCUCCGUGGAGACUCGGCCGCCCCCUCCGCCCCUGCCUCCCCUGCUUCCUCCUCAGCACCUGGGCCGGUCCCCUGCGGGGCCACCUGUCCUCCAUGCCCCCCCUCCACCUAACGUCACCUUGCCUCCUCCCCCUGCGCUGCUGGCCUCUAACUCUGAACCCGUGCUCCUGCAGAACCUUGCUUCCCUCCCAUCUAACAAAACUUUCUUAGCCCCCUCCUCUGCCGCCUCUCUGCAGCCUGCUAACGCAACUCUGUCUGUCAAGCUCGCCUCCCUCCCACACAAGGUCUCCCAUCCCUCAUUCACCGUGCACCACCAGCCUCUGCCCCGGCUGGCCCUGGCACAGACAGCACCCGCCGUCCCGCAGGCCAGCUCUGUGGGUCCAUCUGCUGUAUGGGUUUCCCUUGGCAUGCCGCCUCCCUAUGCCGCGCACCUUUCGGGGGUUAAGCCCCGAUAAAGACCUUGCUUAGCUAGCAGUUCAUAUUCUGUAAGGUAAGGCUAGAGCCACACGAGGUGGUUCCCUCGAGAAAGCAAACCAUCCUUCCUUUUGCCCAGAAGACAGCCUGGCAAGGCUUGGUAGAGGUCUCUGGGGUUCAAGCUGCUGUGCCCGUCUUUCCAAAGGGGUAGAGCUGGGAAAGGGAGGCUCAGGGAAGCCCUCAGGGUCACAGACUUGAGCAUUUGGGUAUGGGCCUCCUGAGUCCAGAGGAUGCAAGCUCUGCGUGACAACUCUAGCUAGCACAUAAAGGACAGCCGCUGGUAGGCCAGACACAUUGUGAGCAGUCAGGGCUCGUGUAGCCUCAUGGCCGUGCCAUUGGCAGAGCUACUGUGUGAUGAACACUCAUAGGCCUGGGUCCUCAAGCACUUGAAACUUCAUAGCGUGUUGAGAGUUCCAGAGCUUUAUGCCUAUAAUCCUAGCUUCUUAAGAGGCUGAGGUCUGAGGAU
Dipodomys ordii (Ord's kangaroo rat) is the source of this 5689-nucleotide messenger RNA. It is a transcript of the gene Dot1l, whose product is annotated as DOT1-like histone H3K79 methyltransferase. Gene Ontology annotation, biological process: heterochromatin formation; regulation of transcription regulatory region DNA binding; DNA repair. Gene Ontology annotation, cellular component: nucleus. NCBI's taxonomy places the organism in Eukaryota, Metazoa, Chordata, Mammalia, Rodentia, Heteromyidae. The record is from RefSeq and is a predicted model, not a curated record. Gene Ontology annotation, molecular function: histone H3K79 methyltransferase activity. The coding region runs from base 30 to 5204 and encodes 1724 amino acids. The transcript is spliced from 28 exons.